AAGAAGAACCAGCACAAGCCACAAAGAUGAAGAUCUUGCUCACCGCACAUUAGAACAAGAUGUUUCGUGAUACUUGUAGUACAUGCACACCGCACUAGAAAGUUGUAGAGACGAGGACUCGUAGCGGAGCCAGUAACUCUAACUUCUACACGCACGAGGACAUCAGUAACGACAUUCUGUGCAACAACUAAGCACUAACAUGUCUUGAAAAUUAUCUUCUGAAAUUUUAAAUUCAGGCAACAUUUGGUAUGCUAUUUUGAGUGCCGUUUUUGAUGCGAUUUCUUUGGCGACGAUCUUCUAUUUCUUCUCUGAAACCUAUAUCUACGAUUGAUGAUUUCUACAAGAACCUUUUUCGCAGAAGCGAGUCUGUAGAGUGUAGAAUAAGCUUCGGCAAUAGAAUAUUCCCGGAUCAUCAACAGGCUCCACCUGCCACGCCGUGUUUAACAUUAACAACGAGAAAAUCCACCCUACGAUAAGUAACCAAGUUGGUACUACGGCGAGCAGUCAAGCCUCCAAAUAAAGGCCUUUGAUUUAUCCCUAUAGUGUUGAAUAAAAUGUCCUUCACUUUCGCGUCCAACGGUGCGAAGGGCCCGGACGCCCUUCCCGGGCUCCCCGGCGCCCCCGGCUACCCAGGGAUGCCGCUGGGCUUCAUGAAGCACGGCCACCGCGGCCACCGUGGUGGCGACGCCGGCCCCGCGGUCCAGGGGCAACCGGCCGGCGGCGUCGCCGUGUGGCUUUCUUCCGGAGUCACUGCGCAGGGCUCGGAGGAGCAGGUGGUGCGGGUGCAGGCGGCCUCGCAGGCCGGGAAUGUGGACGAGACGAUUUCCGUGGAGCAGUUGCAGAAAAUUGAGUGCCAGGCGAUCGGCGGACCCGGGGGGCACGGAGGGUAAUUUUUGAAGCAAGAGAGAAAGUCUGGACUUGUUCAUUUCGCAAAGAUCUUCUAGAAGAAGUUACUGUAUACUUAGACUACACGAUGAAUCAGAAUCGCCACCUUUCUUCUUCAUAUGAUUUCCCAAGAACUACCAAAUAAACAUCACAGUGCCGGCGGUCCGGGCGGUCCCGGUGGCGACGGCGCGUGGGGACGGAACGCCACCCGCUACACAACCGGAACCAACGGUGGCGAUGGGGGAGACGGCGGGGACGGGGGUUUCGGGUCCCACGGUGCUCCCGGGGGAUCUGGCGGGAUUGUGCAGAUCAAGGUGCACGAGCAGGAUGCGUAUUUGAUGAUGUCUGUGGACCGUGCGCGGGACCCAAGUGUGUUGGUAGUCGGCGGGCCGGGCGGACAGCCCGGGUUCCAUGGGCCGGGAGGUAAAACGUGUUGAUCAGCGUUCUUGCGCUUGAGGUUUAUUUCAAUUUCUAUGAGCAUGACAGUAGAACAGUAGAACCAGAAAUAGAAUGCCGUGCUCCCCAAGCCCAAACACAGACCGCAUGAGCAUGACAAAAAAGGAAUCAAGAAGUGCUGUGCCGCGCUCCAACAAUUUGGUUGUUAGCGUGACGCAAAAGAUGAACACGAACUUGACACCGCAAAUGCAGUAUCGAUGCACACAUUUAUACUCCAGGUCCCGGCGGCAUGGGCGGAAUGGGUGGUAGUUCCUACCACUGGACCUCUUCCCGCACCGAGGGCUACACGGUAUCAAAUGCAAAUAUGUCUGGGUCUGGGAGACUGCGAGAUUUGUCAUGCUAAUCGGGCAUGCCUCUGAGCUCUGUAUUGCGUGGCCGCAAAGAGCUCCGCCUUCCUGUCAUGCAGAAACGUAGUUUCUUAUGCGGAGUACGCAACUCAGGACCAUGAUCAAAACUUGUCAUGCUUGGCAGCGCAUUGCAGGGAGCUCACUAUAAUUCCCUUCCUUGCAUCACAAGUUUCCAGACCCACACACAUUUGCAAUGCAUACACGGAUUCCAACGGCAACCGCCAAACCCGCACGGUGACCGACCACCACAGCAUAUCACAAGAAAAUGCGUUAACGUUAGCGAUUUUCACAGAUGGCAGUCAUGCAUCACAAAUGUUGCCCAAUAUGCAUGUUAUACAUUACAAAUUCUGAUACGCUUUUUGAUGCGUUGCUGCAUCACAAAUUUCGUUAACGUUGACACUUUUUCCUGUGAUACAGCAACCCGGGCGGGUUUCCCGGCAUUCGCGGCCGUCGGGGGUUGACCCCGUGCGUCCCGCUGGCCUUCGGCCCGAACGGGGGGCAAGGGAAAUAUGAAUUGAUUAUCGAAUCCGCGGUGAACGGGCAGAAAAUGGUCUUUGACAGCAGGUUCCACCUGGAGGCGAACGACUUUCAAAUCAAGGAAUACGGGCAUUACAACGACAAAUCCGGACAAAUAUGCAUUGCAAAAGUAUCGCACUCGUAUAAAUGCAUUACAAAUUUUCUCAGCAUGAGAAGUAAAAUUUGUAAUGCGGAUUUACCUGAAGAAAAAAAUUUGUAAUGCAUCAUUGCAAUGCGAGUACUUUUGCACAGGAUAGCAAACUUUACCGGACAACGUGUUCGAGUUUGGCCAGUGCUUAUGGAUUGCAAAAAUGUCUACUGGGUCUGGAAGGAUCCGAACUUGUGAUGCGCAUUUCAGAACAAAGAAAAAUCUCUCAUGCAUAGGCAGCAAAAGAUCAUGCCCACUUCUUGUCACCAAAGUGCGGGAUUUGUCAUGCGGACUAUGCAUUGCAGGACCUUCUUAAUAGAAUCUGUGAUGCAGCUAGGGAUACCAUGCCAGACCUUCUGUGUCAUGCAAAAACAGCAUGGCAUCUUCCAGACCCAGACAUAUUUGCAAUCCAUAGUGCUGUUUCGUCGACAACAUCUCGGUGAAAAAUGUCGGGGGAAUGCCGACCCCGAGCAUGCAGCGGCAGAUGAUGCAGUUGAUCCCCGGGAAGUGGGUUCUCGCCGGGGCGAACGAGCAAUCCGUCCAGGAUGCGGUUUUCACCGUGCGGGGUAUGGCGAUUGACAGCAACACCGCCGUGUCCGUGGACGGCGAACUGCGGUACCAAAUCGGAAUGAUAGAAAUGGACAAACUGGAUAAUUCGGACUUCGACCCGGCGAUAGUUCAGGAAGAGGUGAAAUUACAAGGGAGGCAGUUGGGCAUCGAAACGGAUAACUAUCACAGCCAGAGUACGAAGUACCAGAAGAACUUCGACCAGUUUCAAGAAUCUUCCAUCCAGCUCAUGACAGUCCAGUUCCCCCUGCAGAACGCAAACGGGUUUCUUGGUUUGAACAGCCUGGCCGCGGGGGAGUCGACCGUGAUUCAAUUCCCGUUGAAAAACAUCUCCUCUCUCCCGAUGGGCUUCGCCUUAGGCGGGCGGCAGAUCGGCGUGAAGGUGUUUUUGGCGAAAAACACGACGAUCCACAACGGAAAUAUCGGCUUUAGCUUUCUCGGCCACAAGUUAGCGAAUCACAGUCUGAACAACGAAAAGGAAACGGACCAAACGGCGAAAGACAACUAUCCUGUGCAAAAAUAUCGUCCUCGUAGUAAUCCCAUUCAUGCAUUACAAAUUUCUUUCUCAAGUUAAAUCCGCAUUACAAAUUUCAUUUCUCAUGCUGAGGAAAUUUGUAUUGCAAUUCAUACUAGUACGAUACUUUUGCAAUGCAUAACAACAAGACCGACACCAUUUUCCCACAGGACAAACCCGACCAGGAGUUCCCAAAUCAGGUCGUUUUCUACGAUGCGGAGAAGGGAGAAGUGUUACUCGACCUGUCGAACGAAAAGAACAUCACAUCAGCGCAGAACGUUUUAUACCAGCACUGCAACGCACCGGAGAUGGCGCCGUUGAAUGACGGUAUCAGUGACGGGGUUUUCUUCGUGGUCCCCAUGAUCCAGCCGAACCAGUCGCUGUCGACGCUGAAGUUGAAAAUCAAGCUUUCGAAAUCCGUCCCCGCGUACGCGUAUGGGGAGCUGCGGGCGCAUAUCUAUUUGGAAGAUUUGUACCAGAAGUCGUGGCGGCUGAUUCAGAAGAGGAUGAUGAACUUGCGGUGCGAGCUAUGAAAGGGCACAUCAACUCCCCCUCCCCCUCGUUUGUCAUGCAAAACCCCAAAUCCGAGUGCUUCCCUGUGGCACGGUUUGCAUGACAAACUCCGGAAGCCCAAACAGUACUACACCACGUGACAUAAAUUUCUCAUGCAUAGGCUCCAAGUGUGCAGGCCUUUGUAUUGCUGUUCAUGCCAUGCAAAUGAGGAGGAGGGGGAGUUGUGCACUGUUAUACGAGCCGACCUUUCUCCCGACCAAGUACACGCAGGCAAUUCUGGUAACUUCCAGUUCCACCACCCAAUACGAAUUCGAUCUGUGGAUGAAGCUCCUCGCCGUGGAAUUCGGUUUGGUGACGAGCGUUUACUCGGUUUCCCGCUACGGGUCCUUUUCCCCAGCGGAUAGGAUCAAGGAUUUCAACACCGGGGUCGAGGGCAUGGAAGUAGAUAGCAACCUGAACAACAACGUCGGCGACGCAACUAACCCUUUGUUCAAGAAAGAGCCGACGGUUGGGGACUUCCUCCCCGGGUCGCUCAUCGUCGUUUUGGACCGGGAAUUCGAGAUCGACCGGAAUAAGUUCGCCGCACCCUCCGACCUUGCGGUACAGGGGUCCGCUGUGCGGUGCUACCAACCGGGCAGUGGAGCAGGAGCAGUAGCGUCCUCGCGAGGUACUGGCGCCACGUUACCCUCCAGCGUAGAUCUCUCCAGUAGUAGACCUGCAGGAGGGCCUAGUUAUUUGAUCGUGUCCGACAAAAAGAGCAGUCAGCCGUUCCAGGACCGCCCGUCGCUGACGGCGUUGAGACACAACGUGUCUUCCACCUUCGGGAACUUGGAAAACGCGGUCAGGACGAAGUCCUACAGCUCGAUAAAGCACUACCAGAAGGAACGCAAAAACGUGUUCCGCCGAGGGGAUAAAGUGCUUGUGAAUGUCGGCGGUGGGCAGCAGAAGACGGGUGUUGUGCAGCGGUUUUUGCGUGUGCAGGGCAACGUUUCGGGUCAAAGCAGUGGCGAAGACAGAAUGGCGCCGAUUGAAGGAGUGUAUUUGGUGAUGCUUGACCACGUAGGAGGAGCGCGAGCGCCAAAUGUUAACAACAACCCAAAUAUCAAUUACGGUGCGACCACGGGAAAUUUUGCAACUGCAGUGACAAUGUAUGGAACACAUAACUCAUCUGUGAUUGAGGCUCGCGGCAGCCAGAUGCGGUUCGUCUCCAGUUUGAACAACAAGACCUCAGAUCAAACCGCCUCCCAAAUCAACAUGCUGAGUGCUCUAUCAAAUGCAAAAAUGUCUGGGUCUGGGAGAGUGCAAGUUUGUCAUGCUUGUCUGGCAUGGCUCGACGAGAAUCUGUGCUGCAUAGGCACGAAAAAGUCCUCUUGCCUGUCAUGCAAAAACGUAGUUUGCCAUGCGGAAUACGUAAGACCACAUGGCAGCCAAAUUAUUUGUCAUGCAUAGCUGCGUAUUGCAGUGCGUCUAUGAUUCACUUUUAGCAUUACAGACCCAGACAUAUUUGCAAUCCAUACGCGCCUUAUUGGAACGAGGAACACUUAGAUCCGAUGCAGGAAUAUGAAGCGAUCGAAAUUGAGAUUUCCCAGUCCUGCUGUGCCGCGAACAAGCAGCCCAGCUACCACGAGCGGUCGUCGUUUCUUUUGGAAGAGGCGAAGAAGUUGGAAGAUUACCUCUACAACCACUUCUCGAAUCUCACCUACACCAUCGUUGCCGUCGACGCCCUACCGACAGCGCACCGGUCCGAGUUGAAGCAGCUGCGCCACGACCCGUCCAACCACCAGCCGUUGUUGACGAAGGUGAAGCAGGGCGGCUGCGGGUCCCAGUGGUUUACCGGGGAGCUGCGGGUCUUUUCCAUGAAAAAACCCGCUUUUUGCGACAAAUUGCAACGGGCGAAGGUCUUCCACAUGGUGCCGGAUAGCAACUGCGUGCAAUUGGGGCAAUUCGAGCACAAGCACGUCGAGAAGGAAGUGCAGCGAAACGGAGGGUGGGACAAAAUGUCCAUGCAGUAUGGGGUCGCGAAGGCUCUCCACCCGGAGAUUGCGUUGCAAUUACUGAAGGACAAACCGGAUCUACAACCGGUUCUGAUCGAAGCCUUGGUGUCGAAUUUCGUGCAGGAAAUGUUUGUCUGCAUCGACUCGACGGAUGACAAGUCGGCUGAAGCGAAUUUGGUGCAUUUAUCCACCCUCCGUGCCAUGAUGACCGUGAUGAAGCAAAAUCCCUCGUUUCAACUGCAGAAGCAGCAGGGAAACCUGAAACCAGUGCUGACCGAAAUUUUCUCCCAGCUGAUCGCCAUCACCCGCGCCCCGGGCUGCUACCGCUGGUUCAAGAUGUGCGGGAAAUUUCGCACGCACGCCCGUGGGAUCAGGAAGAUCAUCUAUCAAACAAAAAAGUGUUAACCUUAACGGUUUCCAGAGUUUGCAGCUAUGCAUGACAAAUGUUUCCUGUAACGCAUGCUAUGCAAUACAAAUUUAGGAGGCACCUUUUUUGAUGCGGUCCUGCAUCACAAAUCCCGUUAGCGUUGACGCUUUUUCCUGUGAUAUCAUCGAAAAAGAUAUCAUGGAGGUGUACGGAAUUAUUUGUGACCCGAAAAUCGUCGACCGGACCUAUCAGCAGAUCGAGCAGGCCUUGAACCUAGCGCCGGGCAAGGGAAAAACCAGCCGACGGGGGGUUUUGUACCGCUAUUCCGCCGCGGGUUUCGUGAAAUUCGUCGUCCCGGCAAGUGGGAAGUUGGCAAACCAGAAAGCAUUGGCGAACGUGGCGUUUCUCUACGAGCUAGACGAUGAUAUGACAAACGGGGAUAGACAUAUCGAAGUGAAAAAUUCCCCCUCCCCACACUAAAACGGGCAUUUGUGUAGCAUGAUUUGCUACUGCAAAUCAUGUUGUCAUGCUAGAAAGCAAAAGGUGCGGACGACUGUUGUGCUGGCUGGCGCGGGACAGCCUUGCGUCUUCAGCAUGACAGGAGGCAACUGGAAGUCGGUAAACAGCAUGACAAAUCGCCUGCAAUUCAGGCCACGAGUGCGUCUUUCGGCCUUCUAGCAAUACAAGUCGAUUUGUGUACGCAAAUCCAGCAUCACAAAUGUCCUUUGCAAUAUGUUGGGGAGGGGGGAUUUUCCCUCGCAAUACGACAAACCGCGAAGCAUGUGAUCCCGGGUAACGUGUUCCAAGCGAUGUGUUAUGCAAGGAAAAAAGUGCUACAGUUACACAUUGUGUUGCAGACCAAGCAAGACAGACAGCCUCUCUCAUGCUGGAGAGGCAUGCGAGCCUCGUUUUGUGCGUGUUUUCCUUCAGGAUCUCUGCAUUGCAAGUUUUCUCUGCAGUGCAGAGCAAGUUUGUGUUGCAGAAUCCACUACAAAGGUGUAACUGUAACACUUUUUUCGUACGAUAUGUGCCAGGCGAGCCACGGUGCGCGCAUCGCGGCGGAAAGACAGCGGAAACGGGUUUUACAAAAGCGGAAAUUGUACGGGAGCAACUCGUUCGAGGCACAGAAUAAAAAUGGAGCUGGAUUGGACGAGGAAUUGUUGCUGGAGAAGCACAACCCCCAGUGGCAAAAUUUCGAGCCGGUCUUUGUAUGCACUGCAAAAAUAUCGUACUCGUAGUAAUGGCAAUCAUGCAAUACAAAUUUUUUUCUUAAAGGUAAAUCCGCAUUACAAAUUUCAAGUCUCAUGCUGAGUAAUGCGUUUAUACGAGUGCGAUACUUGUUUUGCAAUCCAUACUUUGUCGCGGGGAGCAACAUGCCGGAAACGAACGUGAAGCAGAUCUCCUUCAACGUAUCAAAUGUAAAUGUCUGGGUCUGGAAGAAUGCGCGCUUUGUCAUGCAGCUUUUCCAUGACCCAGGAGGUCUGGAAUGCAGGACCUAGCAUGACAGAUUCUGCGCGAUCUCUCUCAUGCCUAUCCUGCAUGAGAAACUCCCUCCCGACUUGGUCAAAACUGGGCGACGUUUGGUAAUCAUGCAACACAGAUUUUUGCAUGCUUCAGAUUUAGCAUGACGAGUUGCAAUCUUCCAGACCCAGACACUUUUGCAGUUGAUACAACGCCGGUGGGUACAAAAAGCCCUCCGUCCCCAAAGGGGCUGCGGACAACUGGACCCAAGAUUUGCCGCCGCCACCACCUUAUCCUGUGCAAAAGUAUCGUACUCGUAUAAAUGCAAGUCUUGCAUUACAAAGUUUUUUUCUAAGGUAAAUCCGCAUGACAAAUUUUCUUUCUCAUGCUGGGGAAGUUUGUAAUGCAUUUAUACGAGUGCGAUACUUUUGCAGUUCAUACACCUGAGGUCGGGGAACCGGAAGCGCCACCGGAACCGGAGAAACCCGGGCCGCCGCCGCAGGAAUGAAUCACAGGGGGGCGGACCGGAGCAGGGUGCUGGAGCUGGAGUUCCACCGCAAGUGCAGCAGCAGCAGGCGCUGUACAAUAAUGUGCGGAGAUAGAAAAUUUUGGAUGGAAAUGCUGUUAGAGAACGGUACUCCCUAUCUAUGGUAGUGCGCGCUGCUUGGAGGUGGUCCUUUGUUUUGCUGCUUUGUACAAUCCUUUUGAUGUUUUGUGGACUCCUGCGAGUAGCGCCACCAGCGGCACAUAUUCCCGGUUUUAUUCUGAAAUUGACCCUUUGGCGAGCGAUCUCUUCAUCCUCCCACCUACUUCUAGCUUCCAUCUAACUACCCACCGAUGCUAGCUGCUACAACUAGCAAGCUACAACUAAUAUACCAUUUUCAUCCUUGACCCUGCCCUCGAGGAUAUGUUUUGGUCCAUUCGUGGUCGCGAGUCGAUAUGAUUGAUAUCGAUGAAGAUGUAUGAAGAUUCAGACUGAUAGGCAACCUUCCCGGAACUGUACUAGCAUUCUUUUUUCGUAGUAACAACCUAUCAAGUUGUUCUUGUUCCCGCCGUAGCCCCCGCAACACGUGAUGAUAAGACACCCAUUUAUUUAUUUCAGCCCGCUGCUAUGAGUAUGAAUUUUCGCUAGUACAUCAACUUACCACAAGUAGAGAGCCACAUGCCAGCACGAUCUGCUUACCAGAAUAGACACACAUAUAAUCGUACGAGUUGUGCUGGUAGAAAAAAUAUGGUGUCGUGUAUCCCUGUCGCAGGAUCUAACAUGUGCUGCAAGAACUCUCGGCUUCAUAAUUUGUCAUCUUCUCCCACUACAAACGGGGCAAAAAAAACCUGGAGCUCUUUUUCGAGAAGAUGCAUCGGCACCAUGUGGAACAAAAUGAACAUCAUGAGUGAUCGCAUAAGUAAAAAG
Molecule: messenger RNA, 9179 nt
Organism: Amoebophrya sp. A120
Lineage: Eukaryota; Dinophyceae; Syndiniales; Amoebophryaceae
Source: the annotation of a GenBank genome assembly